CCAAUUUUCUCGCCAUCUCUCGCAUCCGGCGGCCAACGUUCUGCACGACAGCCAGCACACACAGCGCACAGCGCACCCCGCAGUCUCCGGAGGUGUCGCCGACCCCGAAAAUCGUCCGCCGACAAGCGUCUAACCCUCCUUGUUCUCCCGCAUUCCCGAACCUCACGACCCUAGCCCGACCUCACGACCCACGCCCACGAACGUCCCCGGCAGCGCACAAGCAGUAGACAUGGCGGACACGACGACGGAGAUAGAUCUCGACUCGGUCAUUGACCGGCUCCUGGAAGUGCGCGGUAACCGUCCAGGGAAGCCCGUGCAGCUGCAGGAGUACGAGAUCAAGUAUCUGUGCACGAAGGCGCGCGAGAUUUUCAUAAACCAGCCCAUCCUGCUCGAGCUUGAGGCCCCCAUCAAGAUAUGCGGCGACAUCCAUGGCCAGUACUACGACCUCCUGCGUCUUUUCGAAUACGGCGGUUUCCCGCCAGAAGCCAACUACCUCUUCCUCGGUGAUUACGUGGAUCGAGGCAAGCAGUCGCUCGAGACCAUCUGCCUGCUCCUCGCGUACAAGAUCAAGUACCCGGAGAACUUUUUCGUGCUGAGGGGGAACCACGAGUGCGCGAGCAUCAACCGAAUCUACGGUUUCUACGACGAGUGCAAGCGCCGUUACAACAUCAAGCUAUGGAAGACGUUCACGGACUGUUUUAACUGCCUACCCAUUGCGGCCAUUAUCGAUGAAAAGAUAUUCACCAUGCACGGUGGUCUCUCCCCGGAUCUGCAGUCGAUGGAGCAAAUACGGAGAGUGAUGCGGCCGACCGAUGUCCCUGACACCGGUCUGCUCUGCGACUUGCUGUGGUCCGACCCCGACAAGGAUAUCACCGGCUGGUCAGAGAACGACAGAGGAGUGUCGUUCACGUUCGGCCCCGAUGUCGUGUCGCGGUUCCUCCAGAAGCACGACAUGGACCUGAUCUGUCGAGCACAUCAGGUCGUGGAGGAUGGCUAUGAGUUCUUCGCGAAGCGGCACUUGGUCACGUUGUUCUCCGCGCCCAACUACUGUGGCGAGUUCGACAACGCCGGUGCCAUGAUGAGCGUGGACGAGACCCUGCUGUGCUCCUUCCAAAUUCUCAAGCCCGCUGAGAAGAAGGCAAAGUACCCUUACGGAGGGGUAAAUAUGGGUCGCCCAGUAACGCCACCGCGUAAACAGAAGAAGAAGGACGCGAACAAGAUGGGCUGAGGACUGCACCGUCAGUACAUACACUUCACUCCUUUGCUCAUCCCGUCACAGACGCUUCUUCUCCCCUCUCUUUGGUGUUCGCCCGCCGCGCAUCCGCCGUUCGUUGUCGUGUCGUGCCGCUGUGGUCGUUGGUUGUGGAUAUACAUGGACUUUGUAAAGCAGUUCCCUCGCGGGUCGUCGGACGGCCGAUGGGGACACGGAGCGCCCAGUGGAGGAUGGCAAGUGUACGAGUAGAAAGGGGCGGAGUGGUGGCGCAACGACGACGGACGCGAAGACGGACGGGGCGGGUCUCCCAGGGCGAGCGAGGCGGGCGAGUGUGGGCAGGGCCGCAGGAGACGACGGGACGGUGCAAAAUCGGCGACGACACCUACGACACGCACGCCAUCCCGGACUUCGCUGCAUACUUCGUACGACAUGUUGUUUUAUGCAAGGCUUCGUUUGUUUUGCUUUUCUCUCCGACAUCCCACCGUCCGUCGCUCUCUGUCUCCCUCGCUCUCGCUCGGGCCCCUCCGUCUGCUGGGCCUACCCCCGCUCCUUCAACACCUUCUCACUACGCCGUCUACUUAUUCGCCUCUCCUUCCCCUAGUUCACGUUCCGUUUCGUCUGUACAUAGUUCCCUGUUCUUUAUUUCUUUCUCCGCAGUCUCCAUCACCCCAGUCCGCGUCGUCUCCUAAGAUAUCGCACCUCCCACCUGUACUACAGCUGCUCCCUCGUCUUGCUCUCAGCGUUCUGUGUGAGAAUACGCAACUCAUAAUACACCGGUUCCCUGUCC
This is a messenger RNA of Trametes versicolor FP-101664 SS1, 2000 nucleotides long. RefSeq names its product protein phosphatase type 1. Bases 230 to 1228 code for a protein of 332 amino acids. The record is from RefSeq and is a predicted model, not a curated record. Gene Ontology annotation, cellular component: cytoplasm; nucleus. NCBI's taxonomy places the organism in Eukaryota, Fungi, Basidiomycota, Agaricomycetes, Polyporales, Polyporaceae. The transcript is spliced from 7 exons. Gene Ontology annotation, molecular function: protein serine/threonine phosphatase activity.